Molecule: messenger RNA, 1079 nt
Organism: Drosophila persimilis
Lineage: Eukaryota; Metazoa; Arthropoda; Insecta; Diptera; Drosophilidae
Gene: SamDC
Product: S-adenosylmethionine decarboxylase proenzyme
Exons: 7
Coding region: 1-1041 (346 amino acids)
Biological process (GO): spermidine biosynthetic process; spermine biosynthetic process
Cellular component (GO): cytosol
Molecular function (GO): adenosylmethionine decarboxylase activity
Source: RefSeq, a predicted model, not a curated record
AUGUCGGGGAAUGAAGAACACUUUUUUGAAGGAGCCGAAAAACUCCUUGAAAUUUGGUUUGAAGAAACCUCCAGUAAUAACGAUGAUUUGCGAAACAUUUCUCGAUCUGAUUGGGAAAAUGUCCUGAGCCAAGUCAAUUGUGAAAUAAUAAGUUUUUCAAAAAACGAUUUGAUUGACGCUUUCGUGUUAAGCGAAAGCAGUAUGUUUGUAUCAAAACGAAGAUGGAUACUGAAAACUUGUGGAACAACAACUCCACUUAAAUGCUUAAGUCAAUUGAUAAAGCUUGCCAGUUUAAACGGGUACAAAAUAAUUACGGACCUUUUCUAUUCAAGAAAAAACUUUAUUCGACCAGAGGCUCAGGUGACUCCACAUAAAGGAUUUACGGAGGAAGUUUCUUACCUUGACACACUUUUUCCAAACGGAAGAUCAUAUUGUUUGGGUUCUAUGAACUUGGAAUGUUGGUAUCUUUAUACCUUUAGUCGUUCUGACAUGAAAUUAUCACCAGGACACAUGAUAAAUGAAGGCGUCGAGUCUGAUCCAGAUCAAACGAUUGAAAUUCUUAUGCAGAAUCUUGAUCAAAACGCUAUGUCGGUCUUUAAUAAAAAAAAUAUUCUAAGCGCAGCUGAUGCUACCUCGAUGUCUGGAAUUGAUAAAAUUUUGCCAAAUAUGCAUAUUGAUGAUUUUCUGUUUGAUCCGUGCGGUUAUUCUAUGAAUGGAAUAAAUGAAAAGGGAGAAUAUAUGACGAUUCACAUUACACCAGAAAAUUUAUUUUCUUAUGUUAGUUUUGAAACUAACGUGGCAAUGACUAACUACAGGAACCUUAUAAAUCAAGUUAUCAAUACAUUUAAACCGGGAAAAUUUAUCGUUACAAUUUUUGCGAACAAGUGUUCUUUGGCUUAUGAGACAAUGAAGGAGUUGGAAGUUGAAUAUUCUAAAGAGUCGCAUUGGAAACGAACGGACAUGCAAUGCUGCAAUUUUCCUUCAUACAAUCUGCUCUUUGCUCAAUAUUCUUACAAUGGAAAAAAUAAUUGUACUAUAUGAAAUAAUGCUCAAUGAAUACAACAUACAUACAAAUAUAA